Molecule: messenger RNA, 168 nt
Organism: Ilex paraguariensis (yerba mate)
Lineage: Eukaryota; Viridiplantae; Streptophyta; Magnoliopsida; Aquifoliales; Aquifoliaceae
Source: the annotation of a GenBank genome assembly
AUGGCUUACAGAGGCAUUCUCAUCUCAGACAUGGCAUCCGACUACAGUAGCUUCAUUCUUGACCAGGCUUCCCAGAACACUGAGAAUCAGAAAACUCACCAGAGAAAAUUACAAAAUCAUAUAGGAGAGGUGCACGCACAGCACAAGAAGAAAACAGAGAUGCAAUGA